AUGUCUAAGUUCCCGUGCCUGCGCUUCGAGUCGGCGGUGCAGAUGAUGUCUUCGACGCGCAGCGACGCGCCCGAAGUGCGCGAGUCCAUCGAGGCCAAGGUUACCAACGAUGUUGAGAUGACCGACGCACCCGCCGCCGCCGCCACCUCGGCCGACACCCCUCCCAUGCCCGUCGAUUCCACUGCUGUUCCCGCGAAACCGGACGCUUCCGACAAAAUGGAUGUCGACGCCGACGCCGACGCCGAUGCCGAUGCAGAUGCCGACGUGGAUGCUGAUGCCGACGGUGAAGCGGACGCUGAUGCCGAUGCACCUGGAGAAGUCGACGUCGACGUCGAUGCAGACGCAGACGCUGAUGCCGACGCAGAUGGAGACGCCGAUGCCGAUGCCGACGCUGACGGAGACCCUGACGACGGUGGUGCUUCUCCAGCAGAGUCUGAGCCUGGCGAUCUCUUGGACAUCAUCCAAACCCUCAACACAUAUCUCAGCAACUAUAAGGACGAUGAUGGGGAGUGGUGGGCCGCCAGCUUCCAGCGUAUCCCGAAUAAACGCCAGCUCCCUGACUAUUUCGAAAUCAUCGAGAACCCCAUAGCCUUCAGCACCAUUCGCCACAAAAUAAGUAAAAAGCAGUACAAUGACUUCUCCGAGUUCGUCCGUGACGUUGCCCAGAUCUGUCACAAUGCUCAAGUGUACAACCGACCUUCGUCUGCCAUCUUCAAGGGCGCUACUGUAAUCAGGGAUCUUCUUAAGCAAGAGCUGCAGAAGCUCGUGAACAAGGGUACCAUACAGCCAGCGGAAGCCGAGCUGCCGGAUCUGGGAGAGCUACCGCCUGCCGAAGAAUCCUCCCCAGAGGCUGAGUCCGAAGAAGAGGAAGAAGAGGAGGAGGAGGAAGAGGAGGAAGACGAAGAUGACGACGACGACUCUGACGAUGAUGGGAGAGGGCGUCGCAAUAGGAAGCGGGGGAGAGCAUCAUUCGGCAGACGCCAGACUGGCGAGGCCAGAGAGGAGGACGAGCAUAAGAAACGCGGCCGCCCUCCCAAGGUUCUCACGCCCCUCGAGGCUCGUAUACACAACGUCAUCAAGGGCCUUCGCAAAGUCAAGUCAGACGACGGUGACCUGCUCAUCGGUCCCUUUGAGAAGCUGCCCGACAAGACCAUGAACCCAGACUACUACCAGGUUAUCAAGGACCCCAUUGCGCUGGAUAACAUAAAACGCAAGGCCAAGAGGAAGAAGUACCCGACCGUUGACAGUGUCCUCAAGGACAUUGACCUCAUGUUCAACAACGCCAAACACUACAACGAGGAAGGAAGUGAAAUUUUCGAGGCUGCCGUAGAGCUGCAGAAGCAGGCCCACGGACUGGUAGCGCAGGAGAAGGCCAGACCCGAUGAUGAGUUCCGAGACGAGGACGGCAAACUGCCGUUGGCUGAGAUUCAAUACAACGGCCAAUCGUGGAAAGUUGGUGACUGGGUACACAUUCGCAACGUCAACGACAUGGCCAAGCCCAUUGUCGCUCAGAUUUUCCGCACCUGGCAAGAUCGUGCCGGCCAGCGGUGGAUCAAUGCUUGCUGGUACUACCGUCCCGAACAGACGGUCCACCGAUACGAGAAGCACUUCUUCGAGAACGAAGUGGCCAAGACGGGCCAGUAUCGUGACCACCAGAUCGAAGAGGUUCUCGACCGAUGCUUCGUCAUGUUUGUGACGCGCUUCAACAAGGGGCGGCCUCGCGGUCUGCCACAUGACAAGGAGGUGUAUGUGUGUGAGUCUCGCUACAACGAACAGACGUGCCGCUUCAACAAGAUCAAGACGUGGGCCAGCUGCGUGCCGGACGAGGUGCGGGAAAAGGAUUACGAGAUGGAUUUGUUUGACCAGCCACGGCGGCUCAAGAAGGUGCCCAGCCCGAUCAAGCACCUGCUGCAAGCCGACGCGAAAGAGACGGACGAGCUGCCGAAGCCGACAUGGGGAGCUCCAAACGCACCGCCUAUUAUCGGCGCCGUGCACCGUCGACCCCGGGAAUCGAACGCCUGGUCUGGCUGGGACUGCUUGGCCUUCGGCCAUUCUCACUCCCAGCCGCGCCGCCUUACCUGA
Messenger RNA from Colletotrichum chrysophilum, 2082 nucleotides. RefSeq lists its product as uncharacterized. Gene Ontology annotation, molecular function: protein binding; chromatin binding. The coding region runs from base 1 to 2082 and encodes 693 amino acids. The transcript has 6 exons. Gene Ontology annotation, cellular component: RSC-type complex. Gene Ontology annotation, biological process: chromatin remodeling. The record is from RefSeq and is a predicted model, not a curated record. NCBI's taxonomy places the organism in Eukaryota, Fungi, Ascomycota, Sordariomycetes, Glomerellales, Glomerellaceae.